GAGGCAGUUUCCGGUUUGACGUCACCGACGUGAGUUUUUUUCCGUUGGCAGUCUAAACACGCAGAGAUGCCCCUCGCAAAAGAUCUGCUGAACCCCAGUCCGGAGGAGGAAAAGAGGAGACACAAGAAAAAACGACUCGUUCAGAGUCCUAACUCCUAUUUCAUGGACGUGAAGUGUCCAGGUUGCUACAAGAUCACCACAGUGUUCAGUCACGCGCAGACUGUAGUGCUGUGUGUCGGCUGUUCCACAGUUCUGUGUCAGCCGACGGGAGGAAAGGCUCGCCUGACAGAAGGAUGCUCCUUCAGGAGGAAACAACACUAGUUUGAGCAGACGUGGCUGCACCGAUUGGAGGUCAAACUUUGAUGGACAUCGAGUGACCGCCCAAAGAUGUGACGCAGGAAGAGACAACGGCACGAGAGUGAAUCAUGGAACAGUCAUCCGUCUGUAAAUGAUCCACAGAGACGCCUCUGGCCUUGAUGAAAACCCCACAGAUAUCUUUCUUUUGUUCUCUCUGAAUAAACUUGGGGUUCUUUUGAUGGAUUUGCCUUACAUGCUUGUCAUCCAGUUUAUCUUUUAUCACUUAAAGAUUUUUAAACGUAAUUCGUUCGGUAAACACAUCUAUCAUCUCGCAAGCUGUUAAAUAUAAGAGUUUAAUUAAAAGCUAUAAAUCCAGAUUAUUGAUGCACACUUGUAGUGUUUUAUCCUUCACUGAGAAGAGUUGAUGGCCAGAGAUGGGGCUUGCAGUGCAACAGAUUUAUGCAAAUUUAGUUUAAAAACGCUACAGCAGUUUAAGACUGGCCAAAGUGACAAAUACAACCAGGAAAAUGUAAUUAGCUGCAGUUUGAUUCUGUAAAAACAGUUCUCUUUAACAAACCGACACUUUCCAGUUCCACAAAGUCACUUUUGUAUUUUUGUAGACCAAUGUUGGCGUCACUGAUGCAGAGGUCCUUUUAUUACUGAGCUGGGUCUUAGACAAGUGAUUACUGCUUCUGCUUCUUCAACUCAGCGCAUUAGGGCGAUGCAUACUAAUGAGAGGAGUGCAAUUAUGAACUUUAGCCUCCUGAGGAAACGACGCAGGAGGAGUUCCUGUGUAGUCGCAAAUAAAACGAAAAAACAAGGAUUGUUGGGUUUCGUGACCUACAAGCACUUUUAUUUGUUUGGAAAACUUGUUGGUCUUAGUAAUAGGAAGAGGGGUGAUUAAAUGACAAGCUUACUGUUUCUAUGGCUACAAAUUGUGUGUUGGACACAACUUGCUAAUAAAAUCAUGGUUAACAGGAA
Molecule: messenger RNA, 1278 nt
Organism: Nematolebias whitei (Rio pearlfish)
Lineage: Eukaryota; Metazoa; Chordata; Actinopteri; Cyprinodontiformes; Rivulidae
Product: 40S ribosomal protein S27
Exons: 4
Coding region: 67-321 (84 amino acids)
Biological process (GO): ribosomal small subunit assembly; translation
Cellular component (GO): ribosome; cytosolic small ribosomal subunit
Molecular function (GO): structural constituent of ribosome; RNA binding
Source: RefSeq, a predicted model, not a curated record